UCCACUCCUCCUUCGAAUCUCUCUAUCUUCUUCCUUUUAUCGAAUCCCUUUCCCCUUUUAAGACACAUUUCCUUUUUUCUCACCGCCUCCUCGUUUAUACCAAACACUGUUCUUUUAUCUUCCUGUCCGAAUCAUAACCAAAAAACCAGACUGAAUGGGAGCUGGUACAGUUGUGAGAGAUCGAGUACGGAAAGAUCUCUCUGAGAUUUCCAACAAAACGACGAAACCCAUCGUUUCUGCCUCUCCGGAGAUUCGUUCAAACUCACGGAAGAAGAUCCAACGGCGGAGCAAGAAAGCUGUGAUCUCUCCGGUGCAGAAGCUCUUCGAAACUUGCAAGAAAGUAUUCGCUAAUGGCAAAUCCGGAGCCGUCCCGUCCCAAGAACACAUCAACAUGCUUCGAGCCGUUCUGGACGAAAUCAAGGCUGAAGAUGUUGAUGUGAGCUCUAAGAUGCCGUGUUUUCGAUCUAAAUCGAACGGACGGCCUCCAGUGACGUAUCUCCACAUCUACAAAUGUCAUAGCUUCUCGAUGGGCAUUUUCUGUUUACCACCGUCUGGUGUAAUCCCACUUCACAAUCACCCGGAGAUGACUGUGUUUAGUAAGCUCUUGUUUGGUACAAUGCACAUCAAAUCCUAUGAUUGGGUCGCUGAUUCUCCCCAGCCGAGUUCGGAUACUCGUUUGGCGAAAGUGAAAGUGGAUUCAGACUUCACGGCACCUUGUGACACUUCUAUACUCUACCCUGCCGAUGGAGGGAAUAUGCAUUGCUUCACCGCGAAAACUGCUUGUGCGGUUCUUGAUGUUCUUGGUCCUCCAUACUCCGAUCCUGCAGGACGUCACUGUACGUACUACUUCGAUCAUCCAUUCUCAAGCUUCUCAGUCGAUGGAGUUGAGGUUGGGGAAGAGGAGAAACACAAGUAUGAGUGGUUGAAGGAGAGGGAAGAGGAGCCUGAGGAUUUGACUGUUACGGCGAUGAUGUAUAGUGGACCAAUCAUCAAAGAAUGAAUGUGUAGGAGAAAGAAAAAAGUCUCUUUUUGUUGUUGUUUUUUUAACUUUUCUUCGUGUGGUUUUUGGGUUUCUGUUGGUUUUGUCUGUAUAUAAAAAGAAGUCUUUGAAAGUACACACAGCACAAGGACAAAUCUUGAAUUUGGAUCAACGAAGAACAGUAACGCAAGUA
This is a messenger RNA of Brassica rapa (field mustard), 1172 nucleotides long. RefSeq names its product plant cysteine oxidase 2. NCBI's taxonomy places the organism in Eukaryota, Viridiplantae, Streptophyta, Magnoliopsida, Brassicales, Brassicaceae. The record is from RefSeq and is a predicted model, not a curated record. Gene Ontology annotation, molecular function: oxidoreductase activity, acting on single donors with incorporation of molecular oxygen, incorporation of two atoms of oxygen.